UUCAUUCUAUUGUCACAGUGCGAUGAUUUUGUGUUCAGAUCAGUUCACGUAUAGCGGUACGGCAAACAAGUCAACACUGAGAAAUGGCCACAGAAAGGAAGACGUCAACAAUGAUUUUGAUCGUACUGACUCUCGCUGUUUUCCAGAGUGUAUCAGCUUCCAAUCAUAGCACGGUAUGCGCGAGUACCGAGAACGUCACGGCGCUGAACACCAUUAUAGAAGCCAUGAAUGCAACUCUCCAGGUCAUUCUACAAGAUACUAGUACACAAAUGGAUAUUAAAUUUGCCAACAUCUUCCAUACGGUCUGUAAUAAUCAAAUGGUUCUACAUCUAGUGUAUGGUAUUGAAAACUAUGUAGCUUCCUGUCCGGAGCUGGUUCUGCAGUCAAAUGUCAGGUCACUGGAACUAGGACCUUUAACGUUCCUUGCCCUUCUAGAGGACUUUCAGAGUGUAGACCAUUUUUGUGAAUGUAAAGAACUUUUGACGCAAGUCCUUGCUAUUGAAAUCACUAAGUCAGAUAUACUAUACAGUGACCCUGGGGCAUACUACCCGGAAGUAGUCAACCUCACCUGGAUUUGUAUGAUGACGUCACCGCCUCCCUCCAUUAACUUUACCAAUGUAGCGUUACUGACACGGGACAAGAAAGGACAGUGCCCGGCUGUCUUCAAGUACAGCACAAUCAACAUUGCCAGAAUGGAAGGCUUCAUACUCAACUACUGUGAAGAUUUCAGCCCAGAAAAUUUUACUUGUGCCAUGAACUACACCAGUGACCAAGAUUUCAAUAAUUGCUUAGAACUUGUUGACCAAAGUGUGACCACGCCAGCGGACGACAGAACGUUAAAGGUCUAUAAAUGCAAACGUGCAGAAUGCGUCAAUGAACGUAUGGCGGGAUGUACAGGCAAAGGAAUGGAUGCUUACAUGUGGUCGGUCAAUUUCAGAGAACUGGAGCCGCAAUUUCAGCUGAUUGCUUGUAGGGAUAUUAGUAGCGCACCCUUAGGUCCGUAUCUAAACUGGUUCCUUCUGGCUGCAAUAACAUCUGUGUUUCAUCUCUCGGCUUUAGUUUGAUAGCUUCAAUAGACUCCGUACGGUGUUCUCAAAGUGCUUUCACCUUUAUCUGAAAUAAAUUAUGUGCAGUCUGUCCUUGAACUGCAUUAUCACCGAGUGAAUACUGUCCUCGACUCUUCUUUAAGAACUUAAAUAGAUUAGACGUUUAGAUCUUCUCUUCCUAGAAAUAGGUCUUAUCCCUAUACUUGUAAUAACUAUUGUCUGGAGUUAAAGUAGACCAGGUUUUGUCUUCAGUUAUCGAGGCUGCAAUAUUUCAUUUGUGCUAUGUAAUGUGCUGCUUAAAUGUUAAAUUAUGUCAGAUAUGUGUCAUGGGUUUAUAUGAUAUAUUGCUCUAAGUAUUUACUGUGAUGUGUCUUGUAUUGUGGUGUUUAUAUGUUUUGUUGUUUCAGUAAUGUUUUGAUUUGAUUGUCUUGUAUCAUUUCAGUGUAUGUGUCCAGUCUUAUGCUAUAUUGUUUUGUCAGCGCUGUUUCAUGUUUAUACAAAAUUUAUGUUAAUUUAUUUCGGUGUUAGUUAAUGUAAUUUCGUGCGUGAUAUUUCAUAUGUUUGUGCUUGCGUGCGCACGUGUAUAAAUAUUUCUCAUUGUAAAUAGAUUACAAUUUGCAUUACAAAUUCAGAAUUAAACAAAAACACAUACAA
Messenger RNA from Mercenaria mercenaria, 1700 nucleotides. RefSeq lists its product as uncharacterized. The coding region runs from base 84 to 1064 and encodes 326 amino acids. The transcript has 7 exons. The record is from RefSeq and is a predicted model, not a curated record. Lineage: Eukaryota; Metazoa; Mollusca; Bivalvia; Venerida; Veneridae.